GUAGCCCCGAACAGUCGUGUUUCAAUAACUUGUUGUGAGAUAUGCAACAUAAAAGGAUAAACAGUCUUCAAUUUAUAACCUAAAAGACAAUCAAACUGUAAGAAUGUACCGGGUUGUGAUCUUUGUAUGUGCGCUUGCGUUAGUUCAGUCAGCUGUUGAUCCUAGCAGUAGAUACAAAUAUGAUUGCUUGGAAAAAGGCGGUGAAUGUGAUAAAAACAAAUUGGAUCUUGAUAUAGAAUUGUGCGGUGUAAAAAAAUGCAUUUACAAAUGUUGUCCAAAGGGACAAAUUAUAUCAAAUCCGCCGGAGUGUAAGCCGGUUGCAAAUGAUGAUUUCUCAAAUAUAACCGUCUACGAUUCUUACUUAAAUCCUAAAAAUAAAAAGUUUAAUGAUGUUUUUCACGUAAUUCCUAACAAAUUCAAGGAUAUUAAUUUUGUAAAUAAAGACAUUUAUUCAGCGAAAGACUUUGAGGAAGAUUUGUACUUGGAAGAGAGUGGUGUUCUAUACGUGGAUAUGGCAAAUCAAUAUGACAGAUGGGUAUCUAUAACCGACUUCUGUAUAGAUUACAUCGCAUCAGAAAAUGGCGAUACUCCCUCAGAACCACAGUUCUGGGUUACUUAUACCAGUCAUAAAGAGCGUCAGAGACCAACAACCAUACUUAUUGUAGCAUUAUUGGUAUCAUCAUUUUUCCUGUUGCUAACUCUGGGAGUGUAUCAUUGGAUCUUCUUCAAUAAAAUGACUCUCGUGAUCAAGAUCAGAGUAUGUUUGGUGUAUAGCUACAUUUCCCAUUUUAUAUCUGUGGUCACUAUCAUAAAUGUGUCAGUUCCAGAAAAAACGUGCAUCGUUAUAUCUUCUAUCGCAUAUUUUUCGAUUAUGGCCACAUGCUGUUGGUUAAAUGUCAUGUCUUACGAUACUUGGUUAACGUUUAGAGAUCUUUUGUCAAGAAAUUUAACGCCAUCCGAGAAGCGAAGGCGGGAUGCACAUAAAUACAAGAGAUAUGUUUGUUAUGGUUGGGGGUUACCAUUGUGUAUGGCUAGUGGUUUAAUUAUAAUAAACUCUUUGGAUUUGUCCAGUUUACCCUGGUUUAUUACACCGCAAAUACCACUGUGGGGGUGUUUUUUAGUUGGUGGCCAGCAAUUCGUAUACCAAUACAUUCCAAUGAUAGUGUUUAUAUUCGUAAACUGUUUGCUAUUUAUACUGACGGCUUUAAACAUAUCUUGUAUGGUGAUGGACACAAAGCCGUUGAGAGCUAACAGUGGACAACGACAGAAGGCGAGACUAUACAUUUGCCUUCGAUUAUCCGUAACAAUGGGAGUCAGUUGGAUUUGGGAAAUCAUCAGCUUUCUGGUACCAGCGGCUGAUGUUGUAGCAAUAUAUUUAGAUUUAUAUAACGGAUUCAUUGGAUUAUUAAUAUUUAUCAUAUUCGUUUGUAAUAAACACACGUGGUCUCUUGUUAAACACAGAGUCGAUGUGUUGCGUGGCCGUGUGACGGAAAAUCCAAAUUCGCAAAGCGACCCCAGAGUGGUUCCUAUGAAGAGAUUAGAUAACAAUUCUAGUACAAGUGGAUUUUAAAUAUUGAAAUUACCAAAAACAUUAAUAUGACUGAUUGAUAUUAAAUUAAAUGCGUGAAAUUUAUAAAAUUACUAGCUUCCGCCCGCGACUCCGUCCGCGCGGAUGUCGGUCUUCGCUUGGAUGGUUUAUUUCUCCAUUUUGAGUAACUCUGACAAUGACAUCUUAUAAAAUAUAUCUAUUGGACCCAAUACGGCUAGGCCCAUAAUAAUACGGUACGUAUAUUCGCGGUUCUACUGAACAACGUCUAUGGAUAAAACUGAAAAAUUAAGAUUAAUUUUUUUUCUUCGUAUUUUUCCAGGAUAAAAAGUAUCCUAUUUUACGCCCAGGAUAAUAAGGUAUAAUUAUACCAAGUUUCAUCCAAA
This is a messenger RNA of Colias croceus (clouded yellow), 1932 nucleotides long. Its product is annotated as G-protein coupled receptor Mth-like. Bases 104 to 1570 code for a protein of 488 amino acids. The transcript is spliced from 8 exons. The record is from RefSeq and is a predicted model, not a curated record. Lineage: Eukaryota; Metazoa; Arthropoda; Insecta; Lepidoptera; Pieridae. Gene Ontology annotation, molecular function: transmembrane signaling receptor activity. Gene Ontology annotation, biological process: cell surface receptor signaling pathway. Gene Ontology annotation, cellular component: membrane.